AGCAUCGCUAGCAAGUACAGAGCAUCUGGUGAGGAUAAACAGAGCACUUUGGACAGCAUCGACUCAAGCAAAAUGAACCAGACGUUUACAGAAGAAUACGACUACAUUGAUUAUUUCUAUGACGAAGAUGAAGACAUUUGUCUGCAUUGUUCUAAUGUAAAGCUGAGGAAUUCUAUGAGAGUGAGUUCUCAGGUCUUCUUCUACCUGACCUUGAUCCUUGGUGUUCCUGGAAAUGCCUUUGUUGUGUAUGUUGCUGGAAUUAAGAUGAAGAGGACUGUUAAUACAGUAGGGUUUCUCAAUCUAGCAAUUGCUGACCUCUUUUGUUGCCUUUCCACUAUUUACUAUGUGGCAGAAAGCUUACUUGAAGAAAACUGGCUGUAUGGAUCUGUCUUCAUGUGCAAGAUUCUCCCCUUCAUUAUGCUCAUCACCAUGUUUGCCAGUGUUUUCACCUUGAGCUUAAUUAGUCUGGAUCGGUUUACUCUGGUGAUCACACCGGUUUGGGCCAAAAAUCAUCGCAGCCUGUUACUUGCACGACUGUCCUCUGUAGCGGCCUGGGUUCUGGCUUUAAUUCUUAUUCUGCCUUUUAUGAUGUUUAGAGAGACUUCCACAGAUAACACAAACCACUGCCUGCUAUAUAAAUUUGAUAAAGAACAAAUGUAUAGAAGGUUAAGCGUCAUCACAUUUGUGUUUGGUUUUUUGAUUCCUCUCAUAUGCAUUACAACAUGCUAUGGAUUCAUCGCACACAAGUUAGGCAGGAGUCAUUUUAACUCUGGACGAGCAUUUCACAUCAUGUUGGCUAUUAUUGUGGCUUUUUUUCUGUGCUGGUUGCCAUAUCACAUAGUGCAUUUGAUUAUCAUAUACAAGGAGACAUCAAGUGUCUUGGUGGCUCUGGCAGUGGAUCCGUUGGCCAUUUCUUUGGCAUAUGUCAACAGCUGCCUGAACCCCAUUCUGUAUGUUUUCAUAGGGCAGGAUUUUAAAAGCAAUGUUAAGCUCUCUCUAAGACAUGUUUUUGAAAGAGCUUUCUCUGAGGAGGGAACGCAAGUGUUACGAUCCACCCAGACACAACAAAUGCACUUAGUGUAGUGAAGAUAUGAACUAAUUUAUUUAGUCUUUUCUGAUUGAUUUUUAUUACUUUUAUUACUUUAUUAUACUGUUAUUACUAAUGAAUAUGCAUAAUUUACAGGUUGCAUUUGUGAGUAUAACAAAAGCAGAAUUGAUUUUACUUUUGAUUAUCAGUGAUUAAUUUUAUAAUUUUGCUGUUAC
This is a messenger RNA of Ctenopharyngodon idella (grass carp), 1263 nucleotides long. Its product is annotated as C3a anaphylatoxin chemotactic receptor-like. The record is from RefSeq and is a predicted model, not a curated record. Gene Ontology annotation, biological process: complement receptor mediated signaling pathway; positive regulation of cytosolic calcium ion concentration; inflammatory response. Gene Ontology annotation, cellular component: plasma membrane. The transcript has 2 exons. The coding region runs from base 73 to 1083 and encodes 336 amino acids. Gene Ontology annotation, molecular function: complement component C5a receptor activity; G protein-coupled receptor activity. NCBI's taxonomy places the organism in Eukaryota, Metazoa, Chordata, Actinopteri, Cypriniformes, Xenocyprididae.